Molecule: messenger RNA, 1194 nt
Organism: Naegleria gruberi
Lineage: Eukaryota; Heterolobosea; Eutetramitea; Acrasida; Naegleriidae
Exons: 2
Coding region: 1-1194 (397 amino acids)
Source: RefSeq, a predicted model, not a curated record
AUGAAGGUUUCCACUACCGUGAUGAUGGCCAUUCUCUUGGCCUUGGCAUUGUCAACUUUCGUAGUUGCCUCAAGUCCAUUUGAUUCUUUGGCAGAUGCCAUUGUCGAAGCUAUCUAUGUCAGAAGAUUGCCAAGAUCAAACUCAUACGGAAGAUCCAGAUCUACCAGAAGCAGUGGCAGAUCUACCAGAGGAGGAAGAUCCACCAGAUCCACUUCUAGAAGCAGUGGAAGAUCAACUCGUGGUGGUAAGUCAACUAGAGGAGGAAAAUCCAACAGAGGUGGUAAAUCUGGUAAAUCAGGCAAAUCUGGUAAAUCUGGAAAAUCUGGAAAAUCUGGAAAAUCAGGUAAAUCAGGUAAAUCUGGUAAGGGUAAGAAGGGUAAAUCUGGAAAAUCUGGAAAAUCAGGUAAGGGUGGUAAAUCUGGAAAAUCAGGAAAGGGAAAGAAGGAUAAGAAGAAUGGAAAAGGAAAGAAGGAUAAGAAGAAUAAGAAAGAUAAGAAAGACAAGAAGGAUAAAAAGAAUAAGAAGGACAAGAAGGACAAGAAGAAUCAACAAGGUCAACAAAAUGGUGAAAAUCCACAACAAGAAAAUGGUCAACCUCAAAAUUCUGAAAAUCCACAACAAGAAGCUCCACCACAACAAGAAAAUGGUCAACAAAAUGGAGAAAAUCAACAACCAGAACAACCAGAACAAUCUCAACAAGAACAACAACCACAAAAUGAAGCUCAAACCAUGAAUAAUAAUGAAGGAAGUUGUGGACAACAAUAUCCAUCAUUCAAACAAUGUGGUCAAUCAUGGAGUUCUCAAUUAAUUAGCUCCAAGUCAAUCUGUAAUUCUGGAUGUUUAAUCACUUCUUUGUGUAUGGCUUUGAAUGGACGUGGUAAGACAAGCAUGAAUCCAGGUCAAUUCACACAAUGGUUGAAAUCAAAUAGAGGAUUGAGUGGUAAUUAUCUUGUUUGGGGUGCUGCAUCCAAGUUUGGUAUUUCCUAUCAUGGUAAGGUUAAGGGAACUUCAACUAUUUCUCAAAAGCUCUGUGCUGGAAACAUUGUCAUUCUCAAUGUCAAGAAUGGUGGACACUGGGUUUUGGCCACAGGUUACGAUCCAAGUACUCAAACUUUCUCAGUCAAUGAUCCUGGAAGUUCUACCAAGUCCAGUUAUCCUGCCAGAGAAGUUGUUCAAGCUGCUAUUUACAAUUAA